Molecule: messenger RNA, 5704 nt
Organism: Gekko japonicus
Lineage: Eukaryota; Metazoa; Chordata; Lepidosauria; Squamata; Gekkonidae
Gene: COL1A1
Product: collagen, type I, alpha 1
Exons: 51
Coding region: 107-4405 (1432 amino acids)
Molecular function (GO): extracellular matrix structural constituent; protein binding
Source: RefSeq, a predicted model, not a curated record
UCUGCUGGGGUCUGGAGUGGAACUACAUAAAUCACACCAUCCCUGUAUGACUGGACUCUAAAGCAGAACCAAGGAUACAAAGAGUCUUCAUGUCUAAUAUUUAGACAUGUUCAGCUUUGUGGAUUCCCGGUUACUGCUUUUGAUAGCAGCAACUGUUCUACUCACCAAAGGCCAAGGCGAAGAAGACAUUCCAUCUGUGACCUGCAUACAGGAUGGAGUAACGUACAACGACAAAGAUGUUUGGAAACCUGGAGACUGCCAGAUAUGUGUGUGCGACGACGGCAACAUCCUUUGCGAUGAAGUGAUUUGUGAAGAUACAGCCGACUGUCCCAACGCUGAGAUCCCCUUUGGAGAAUGCUGUCCAGUUUGCCCCGAUACCGAUACCUCUCCUGUUUACACAGGCAAUGAAGGUGUAGAGGGUCCUAAAGGAGAUCCAGGCCCAAGAGGAGAUAGGGGACUUCCUGGCCCAGCUGGCAGAAACUUCGCUCCUCAAUUGUCCUACGGUUAUGAUGAAAAAUCCGGUGGUGGUGGUAUGGCUGUUCCUGGCCCAAUGGGUCCAGCUGGUCCCCGUGGUCUUCCUGGUCCUCCUGGUAGCCCUGGCCCCCAAGGUUUCCAAGGUCCCCCUGGUGAACCCGGAGAGCCUGGUUCUGCUGGUCCAAUGGGUCCCCGUGGUCCUGCUGGCCCUCCUGGCAAGAACGGAGACGAUGGUGAAGCUGGAAAACCCGGCCGUCCUGGUGAACGUGGACCUCCUGGCGCACAGGGUGCCCGUGGUCUUCCAGGAACUGCUGGCCUGCCAGGCAUGAAGGGACACAGAGGUUUCAGUGGUCUUGAUGGUGCUAAGGGUGAUUCUGGUCCAGCUGGUCCCAAGGGUGAACCUGGCAGCCCUGGUGAGAAUGGUGCCCCUGGACAAGUAGGCCCACGUGGUCUUCCUGGUGAGAGAGGCCGCCCUGGUGCUUCUGGCCCUGCCGGUGCUCGUGGUAACGAUGGUGCUGCCGGUGCUGCUGGCCCCGCAGGUCCCACUGGUCCAGCUGGUCCCCCUGGCUUCCCUGGCGCUGUUGGCCCGAAGGGUGAAACUGGUCCCCAAGGUGCUCGCGGUGGUGAAGGCCCACAAGGAGCUCGUGGCGAACCUGGCCCAGCUGGUCCUGCUGGAGCUGCCGGUCCUUCUGGCAACCCUGGUUCUGAUGGUCAACCUGGUAGCAAGGGAGCCACUGGUGCUCCUGGUAUUGCUGGCGCUCCUGGCUUCCCUGGUGCCCGUGGCCCAGCCGGACCUCAGGGUCCCAGCGGCGCUCCUGGACCCAAGGGUAACAGCGGUGAACCUGGUGCUCCUGGAAACAAAGGUGAUGCUGGUGCCAAAGGCGAAUCUGGCCCCGCUGGUGUCCAAGGUCCCCCUGGGCCCCCUGGUGAAGAAGGCAAGAGGGGAUCCCGUGGUGAGCCUGGACCUGCUGGCUUGCCUGGACCUGCUGGCGAACGUGGUGCUCCCGGAGGCCGUGGUUUCCCUGGCUCAGAUGGCAUUGCUGGUCCCAAGGGUCCCCCUGGUGAACGUGGAUCUCCUGGCCCCGCUGGUCCCAAAGGAUCUACUGGUGAAGCUGGACGCCCUGGCGAACCUGGUCUCCCUGGAGCCAAGGGUCUGACUGGUAGUCCUGGCAGCCCUGGACCCGAUGGCAAGACUGGACCCACUGGCCCUGCUGGUCAAGAUGGACGCCCUGGACCUGCCGGUCCUCCAGGUGCAAGAGGUCAGGCUGGUGUGAUGGGAUUCCCUGGACCUAAAGGUGCUGCUGGUGAGCCUGGCAAACCUGGCGAGAGAGGUGCUCCUGGAUCUGUUGGCGCUGUUGGUCUUCCUGGUAAAGAUGGUGAAGCUGGUGCACAAGGACCUCCUGGCCCAAGUGGUCCUGCUGGAGAAAGAGGUGAACAAGGUCCAGGUGGAGCUCCCGGAUUCCAGGGUCUUCCCGGUCCCGCUGGUGCCCCUGGUGAAUCUGGAAAGCCUGGUGAACAGGGUCCCCCUGGUGACGUCGGUGCUCCCGGACCAUCCGGCGCAAGAGGCGAGAGAGGUUUCCCUGGUGAACGUGGUGUCCAAGGUCCCGCAGGCCCUCAGGGCCCUCGUGGUGGUAACGGUGCUCCUGGUAACGAUGGUGCUAAGGGUGAUGCCGGUGCUCCUGGUGCUCCUGGAAGCCAAGGUGCCCCUGGUCUCCAGGGUAUGCCCGGUGAACGUGGUGCUGCUGGACUUCCUGGUGCCAAGGGAGACAGAGGUGAUUCAGGUCCCAAAGGUACUGAUGGUGCUCCCGGCAAAGAUGGAGUUAGAGGACUGACUGGACCUAUUGGCCCACCUGGACCUGCUGGUUCUCCUGGCGAUAAGGGUGAAGCUGGCCCCUCUGGCCCUGCUGGCCCCACUGGUGCUCGUGGCGCUCCCGGAGAUCGUGGUGAACCAGGCCCUGCUGGACCCGCUGGAUUCGCUGGCCCCCCUGGUACUGAUGGACAACCUGGUGCUAAAGGUGAACCUGGUGAUGCUGGUGCUAAGGGUGAUGCUGGUUCCCCUGGUCCAUCUGGAGCCACCGGACCUCCCGGACCUGCUGGUGCUGUUGGUGCUCCUGGAGCCAAAGGUGCUCGUGGAAAUGCUGGACCUCCUGGUGCUACUGGAUUCCCCGGAGCUGCUGGAAGAGUAGGACCCCCUGGCCCAUCUGGUAACAUUGGUCUUCCCGGCCCACCAGGCCCUAGUGGAAAGGAAGGCUCCAAAGGACCCCGUGGUGAGACUGGACCUGCUGGCCGCCCUGGUGAGGCUGGACCUGCUGGCCCACCUGGACCUUCCGGUGAGAAGGGAUCUCCUGGUGCUGAUGGACCAGCUGGUGCACCUGGUACCCCUGGCCCACAAGGUAUUGCUGGAAACCGUGGUAUGGUGGGUCUUCCCGGACAAAGAGGCGAGAGAGGUUUCUCCGGUCUUCCUGGACCCUCUGGCGAACCUGGCAAACAAGGCCCAUCUGGAGCUUCUGGUGAACGCGGUCCUCCUGGCCCAGCAGGACCACCUGGAUUGGCCGGACCCCCUGGUGAAUCUGGACGUGAGGGUUCUCCUGGUGCAGAAGGUGCUCCUGGACGUGAUGGUGCUGCUGGUCCCAAGGGUGAUCGUGGUGAAUCUGGCCCUGCUGGUCCCCCUGGUGCUCCUGGUGCCCCUGGGGCUCCUGGCCCUGUUGGCCCUGCUGGCAAAAAUGGCGACCGUGGUGAGAGUGGUCCCGCUGGUCCUGCUGGUCCCGCCGGUCCUGCUGGAGCUCGUGGCCCUGCUGGAGCCCAAGGUGCUCGUGGUGACAAGGGUGAAACUGGUGAACAUGGUGACAGAGGCAUGAAGGGUCACAGAGGAUUCUCUGGUCUUCAGGGUCCCCCUGGUCCUCCUGGUUCUCCUGGUGAACAAGGUCCUUCUGGCGCUUCUGGCCCCGCUGGUCCUAGAGGUCCCUCUGGCUCUGCUGGUUCUCCUGGCAAAGAUGGUAUGAAUGGUCUCCCUGGUCCCAUUGGCCCACCUGGUCCCCGUGGUCGUACUGGUGACGCUGGCCCUGCUGGUCCUCCUGGACCUCCUGGCCCACCUGGUCCCCCAGGCCCACCUAGUGGUGGCUUUGAUUUCAGCUUCCUGCCCCAGCCUCCUCAGGAGAAAGCCCACGAUGGUGGCCGUUACUACAGAGCUGAUGAUGCCAAUGUGAUGCGUGACCGUGACCUGGAAGUUGACACCACCCUCAAGAGCCUGACCCAGCAGAUUGAGAACAUCCGUAGCCCUGAGGGAACCCGGAAGAACCCAGCCCGUACUUGCCGUGACCUGAAGAUGUGCCAUGGAGACUGGAAGAGCGGAGAAUACUGGAUUGACCCCAACCAAGGCUGCAACCUGGAUGCCAUCAAGGUCUACUGUAACAUGGAGACUGGAGAGACUUGUGUCUACCCAACUCAGAACACCAUCGCCCAGAAGAACUGGUACCUCAGCAAGAACCCCAAGGAGAAGAAACAUGUCUGGUUUGGCGAAGCAAUGACCGAUGGCUUCCAGUUCGAAUAUGGUGGUGAGGGAUCCAAUGAAGCUGAUGUUGCCAUCCAACUGACAUUCUUGCGCUUGAUGUCCACUGAAGCCUCCCAGAACAUCACCUACCACUGCAAGAACAGCGUGGCUUACAUGGACCAACAGACCGGCAACCUGAAGAAGGCUUUGCUCCUCCAAGGGUCCAACGAGAUUGAAAUCAGAGCAGAGGGCAACAGCCGCUUCACCUAUGGAGUCACUCAGGACGGUUGCACGAGUCACACCGGCAGCUGGGGACAGACAGUCAUUGAAUACAAGACAACAAAAACUUCCCGGUUGCCCAUCAUUGAUGUGGCUCCCAUGGACGUUGGUGCCCCAGACCAGGAAUUCGGCCUUGAGAUUGGACCAGUCUGCUUCUUGUAAACCCCAAAGGAAACCUGACAGUUUAAAAAAUAAAAUAAAAAACAGCCAAAAAAGAAGGAAAUUUCACAUGGACUUGAAUUUGUGUCUUUUUCUAUCCAUCAUCUCUAAAACUAUUUUCGUUUCCGUUAAAAAAAACAAAAAAGCAUUAAACCAAAAAAAUAAAAAUAAAUGACUUUUCAAAAAUAAUUAAGGAAGUGCAUCCACUUGCUUGACUUUUUUUUUUAAUUAAAAUCCCCAAAGACAGAAUGGUUUGAUUUUAUCUUUUUUAAAAACAAAAAAAUCAAGUAAUAUCUUGGGACCACUAUUUGCACAUUCCAAAAAUACAUAUAUAAAGACCACCAGAAAGAAAUCAGUCCAAAUCAAGCAACACCUGAAAUCCAACAACCCACGCUGAAAAAUCUGUUGUUUCCAGCAACCAGAACAAUGCUAAACUAGUGGUAGAAUCUGACCUUUAUAGCCCUAUUUAAAAAAUUCCCCCCUUAACCUGGAGUUGGGAAAAAAAUUCCCCAAAUCCCCACAGCCAGCUUUCUCUGCCGGUAACUUUAUAUAAGGAGUUGUUUUUGUUUUGUUUUUUAACAUGAAGCAAUACCACUGCAAAGAGUCUUUCAGCCAUUGGAAAUAUACGUGGUUUUUUCCUGGUUUGUUCAGUCGGCAAUAGAAAUUGAUUGAAGUCCAAAUACAGGUGUAGCAUUUUGUGGUUUCCAAAACAGGACCCUAUUUGGACAAAGAACAGGUAACAAAAAUGCCUGAUUCUCUGAGAGAGCUCAAAGAAAGUAUUUUGAAGCUAAAUAGGUAGGGAAAAAAUGUGUUUAUGAGCUACAAAUGUUUUGUCGAUGAACCAACUGAAGGGGGAAAAAAUGAGAAGUAAUACCAGUAAGCAGAGAAAAUGUAAUGUUAAAUGUAUAUUAUUGUUGUAUGGACGGCUACCUCACCAUUGUCAUAGUCAAGUACUUUGGGGUAGUUUGGGGGGUUUUUUUAAUGCUAGCACCAGGUUGCAUAGGGGGAAGGGCAACUGGUUUGGGUUCCAGGUUUUAGAUAAAGGUGCUAACUGUGUGUUUUAAUUUUUUUUUUCUUUUUAGUCUGCUAUGUUAAUAAUUUUCAGGUCCCAUGGAUUUUUUUUUUGUUUUUUGAGGUGAUGAAAAACCUACAGAGACCUCGCCCCUAGCGGAGGUUGCUAAGAGGGGCCGUGUGGUGCUAUAGUAUUGAGACUAUUGGGAAGGGGAAAGCAAAUUUGAUGCCUUGCUGCCCAAAGAGACUUGUGAAUUUUCAAAAGGUGCUAUUUCUUUUCUUUUUUUUAAA